GGCAGAGAUGGAAGAGGGGAGAGGGGGAGGACUGUUGGUGAUCUCUCCUGAAGGGGAUAAUGGGAGAGGAGCGCAUUGCAAUGGCUGCCAUGUAGAACCCUCCCUGCACAAUUAGCCAAUCAGCAGCGCGCUCCGCCAGCCAGGAGAACGCAUAAAAGAAGAACAUUGCAGCAGAGGCACAGAAGGAGACUGCGAGAGGAGCAAGGAAUUACACACAAAAACAGCAAGGCCAGAGCACCCUCCCCUGGACACACCCUGUUGAGGAUCACUGCUUCUCUUUUUUCUGAACCGUCGCCCACGCCACUCGGAGAGAUCGCUCUCCCUCAUCAUCAUCCAGUAGAAAAGUCCUUUCUCCUCAUUUUCAUCCUGUAGAGGACACCCACAAUCUCAGAGAGCUGAGAUCCCUUGGUGAAGAUUGUAUUUUUUUUUCCUUUUUUUCUUUUUUUUCUUUUCAUUUUGACUACUAAUAUCAGAUAAAGACCAUAAAAUAUAAGGCCUGAGAGAGAGACCCAUCCUUCAGCCACAAGACCAGAGGAAAGAAGGACCUAGAUUUCUUUCAUUGUACGUCAAGAAUGGUUACUAUAAUCAGCACCAUGGAAACCCAGGUGUCCAACGGUCCAAGCGGAACCAGUCUGCCUAAUGGCCCGGUCAUUAGUACAAACGGCUCCACAGACGACAGCAAAACCAACUUGAUCGUCAACUACCUGCCUCAGAACAUGACCCAGGAAGAAUUCAAAAGUUUGUUUGGUAGCAUUGGCGAAAUAGAGUCCUGUAAGCUGGUCAGAGACAAGAUAACAGGUCAGAGUUUGGGCUACGGCUUUGUAAACUAUGUGGAUCCAAAUGAUGCAGACAAGGCCAUCAACACACUAAACGGUCUUAAAUUGCAGACUAAAACAAUCAAGGUAUCGUACGCUCGGCCAAGCUCAGCUUCCAUUCGCGAUGCCAACCUUUAUGUGAGCGGACUCCCCAAAACCAUGAGCCAGAAAGACAUGGAACAGCUCUUUUCCCAGUACGGUCGCAUCAUCACAUCCCGCAUCCUCGUGGACCAAGUCACAGGUAUAUCACGAGGAGUGGGCUUCAUCCGGUUUGACAAGCGAAAUGAAGCGGAGGAGGCCAUCAAAGGACUGAACGGACAGAAGCCCCUGGGUGCGGCAGAGCCCAUCACGGUCAAAUUCGCCAACAACCCCAGCCAGAAGACGGGCCAGGCCCUGCUGACUCAGCUGUACCAAACCGCCGCGCGCCGCUACACAGGGCCCCUGCACCACCAGACUCAGCGCUUCAGUGUGAUCCCUUCACUUGGAAAGGGACCAGAUCCAAAUAACAGCUCAAACACAAUACUCGACAAUUUACUAAACGCCAGCUACGGAGUCAAGAGUUCUCCCACUCUCUUCCCCAGAUUCUCGCCCAUCACCAUCGACAGCAUGACCAGCCUGGCCGGGGUCAACCUCACCGGACCCACCGGAGCCGGCUGGUGCAUCUUUGUGUACAACCUGUCCCCGGAGGCGGACGAGAGCGUCCUGUGGCAGCUCUUUGGGCCUUUCGGCGCCGUCACCAAUGUCAAAGUCAUCCGCGAUUUCACCACCAACAAAUGUAAGGGCUUUGGCUUUGUCACCAUGACCAACUACGACGAGGCCGCCAUGGCGAUCGCGAGCCUGAACGGCUACCGCCUGGGCGACCGCGUGCUGCAGGUUUCCUUCAAGACCAGCAAGCAGCACAAGGCCUGAAAAGGAGGGGGGGGGGCUGCUGGUGGCAGCUGGCUGAACCUGCAGGGGGACGCACCCGAGCUCCCUGCCUCAUCACUCUACAUGGGCCUGGACUGAGUCUCUCUCUGACAUACUCUCACACAAAUUCAUGAAACGGAACCACACACAUGCACACACCACACAUAGACAUGCACAUAGACGACGCGAACAUACCCAAGCAUACACGAGUCAGAGUUCCAAACACACUAGUGGAGUUUUUCUUUUCUCUUUUACACAACAUGCUAGUCCUUCCCUGUAUUUGCCUGGAUUGAAUUAGAUGGGGUACGUAGCUGGUUUUUGGGUAGGGGGCAAGAGCUAUCUAUUUAGGAGACAGUCUAAAGAAUGUGACAGAGAAUGUGUACUGAGUGCUUUGAUUGAAUUCAGGCAAAUAACGACAACUGAUGAGCAAAAUUAUCAUAAAUUUAAGCGAACGAAUAUGUGCAAUUUACCCAAACUCUUACCCCACCAUCUCUCCCACCGUGUCGUGGGGGAGGAUGUCGUCACUUUUUUUUACACUUGGGCAUUUUGAAUCAGCGAUUUUUUUAGAUCAAAGAAAAUGAAACUAAAAAACAGUGUUCUCUUAUAUACAUCUAUUAAAAUAUAACUAUAUAUUCAAUAUUUAAGGUGGUUAUAAUAGCCGAGUAUGUAAGCAUUUUCUAGAAACUUUGACUACUGUUUCCUGACCUGCAUUAGGUGGUGCCUAGCUUAAAGGCAGUCUCUCUCUCUCUACCAUAGACGGGCUUAUUAGCUCAGACUCAAUACGAUUUAGCCUAAAUAAUGAAUUCUGGUCACACAAAAGAGUAGCUUGAAGGCCAUAAGAAUCACUCUUUCCCGCACAGCCUCACACCAAACAUCACAAAAAAAAGAAACUUGUUCAUAUCACACAAAACACUGUUCCGUAACUAGACAGAUUCACACAUGUUUAGUCUUCUGAAGCUACAUUGUGUUCCCAGUCUUAUCCACAUGAUGGAUUUAAUGCAGGAAACCUGUCUGUGAACUUGGAGCAGAGCAGCAGCGCUCCCAUGGUGACGAUGUUCAUUAGUAAUUCUCUGCUGGGCAAGAGAGUGAUGAGUGUGCGGGGGAAACUAUUUUACGACAACACUGCAACAACAAAGGAAAAUGCCGGUGUUUUUAAAGGUUUUUGUCACUUUUUUUUCUGUCUCCGUGGAUCUGUUUGAUUUGCCAUGAUCCGCAGGCCGUUUCAUUUUAGGCCUUAUCGGCCAGAGUCUGUAGGUCCUUCCAGCUUAGGCGUCACCUGGCAUGAAAAUGUCGGAGGAUAAAGCAAAGACUGAUCAUCAGCUUCUGCUAAUGAUCAAGUUCUUUUGGUUUGAAUGCUGCUCCCUUCAGGAAGGUAGCUAGCAAAAGUUAGGACGAGAACGCUGUCAGCAGCGAUCUAAGGGGGUCCGCAGAGAAGCAAAAACAUAAAAGCACCGGCAUUGUUCCUCAGCUUAUUGCACAGACAGAAGAUUCCUGAGGGUUACAUUUUUCCAUUUCUGUAGAAUAAGUCAAAUCUAUGCUAAGAACUUCAUAUACGCAGAUUAGGAGGACCCCAGUUCCUGAACAAACAUUUAAACUUAAGUUCUUUGUUCAGAAGAC
Molecule: messenger RNA, 3338 nt
Organism: Menidia menidia (Atlantic silverside)
Lineage: Eukaryota; Metazoa; Chordata; Actinopteri; Atheriniformes; Atherinopsidae
Source: the annotation of a GenBank genome assembly